CUUGAAACUCAAACUUUUUAUAUCGUCUUCGUCAGGAACUACCCAGCGACUGUGAAUGAAGAUUACAAAUUCAAAUCAGGUUGUGACUACUUUGCAUAGUUUUUCAGUCGACUGAGUACAGGGACCCGAACCAAAGGUCCCCACAACUUUCGGUAGAGUUUGUUGAAGAGAACGAAGAAAUUGGAAUUCCAUCAAACUCCAAGAACAGUGACUUCCUAAAAAAAAAACUACAAGUUUCAUCCCUCACAAUCAAAAGAAUGCCGACUCAACAAGGACCUUCCUGUUCCUCUCUCCGCAACGCUGACGCGUUGAAAGACAAGGAUCUUGCACGUAUCGCUUUCCAAGGCGAAGGGUUUGCUACCAAGAGCGGUUCCGGAGACAAAGUGGAGGCUUUACUAGAGUCUUUGCCAGAAUCGUUAGAGGAACUGUCACCAGACGAUAUCGAGAUUGUGCACGCGCCACAUUUCGACGACAACGCUAUCAAAGAAGUCGUGGCGGGUGCGGUGAAUGACGCGAUUGAAGAUGCGACAUCAACGAAAAGCCAAAGGGAUGAAGCGGCUUUGUUUAUGAUGAUGAUGAUGAUGAUGUCUCACAAGCACGUAGUUGCAGACGAAAGUAGUAGCGUAGUGGUCUUUUUUACCCCUGGAGUGGGUUCAUUCAUUCACUCAUCUUCAUGAUGAGUAGUUAUUGUUGUACUUUGAAAUUGUAGUGAAGACCUUCGUCCUCCUGAAGAUUUUUAGAAUAUCCUAGUGCUAAGUCAUAUUACUUGUUUAGAGGAAUUGCAGAAAAACUCUUGCUAAUAUCUUAGAUUCUAAUUCCUUGCAAGAUCUGUGCGAACGGUUAGAAGAGGAAUGUCCGGAUAAAGGCGGUAACACUCACACCUGGGCAGCGAGUGCAGGAUUCGUGCUACAGACUUCGAAGCGCUGUGACAUCAAAUGCCGGUUGCCUACGGGAUAUACCUUUUUCUUCUGGAAAGAUGUGGAGGAGUAGAAAAUUUGAUGCCUUCUACGGGAUAUACCACCUCCUUCUGGAAAGAGGAAUAGAGAAUUUGAUGUGCUAGCUGGUACAUUGACAACCUGAGAAAUGUCGAACCCAAUUAUCCCAGAUAUUUCCUGAUUAUAUGCAUUUUUCGAAUUUAUUUUCUUUGCAACAUUAUCAUUAACACUAAAGUUGAUUUGUAAAAGCUAUCAUGGUAUCAUGAGCGAGUCUGGCUCUCUUGUUGUUCGUGGUCGUGAAGACAAGGCUGUCUCGCCAAAUGCUUCUAGCAUGUUUCAGAAUGAUCAAGUUGGGGACGCCAGAGGAUCCAUCUAUUCGACAAAAGCAAG
Messenger RNA from Amoebophrya sp. A25, 1325 nucleotides. NCBI's taxonomy places the organism in Eukaryota, Dinophyceae, Syndiniales, Amoebophryaceae. The record is from the annotation of a GenBank genome assembly.